AAAGCUUAUGAGUCAGCUGUUGUUACAAUACCAAGAAUUCUUGGGUAAAUUAAAUGUAUAAAGAUAUCAUAGGAAUAGUUUUGAGCAGUUUGUUGUAGAUUACAUUUUGAAAAAUAUUUGAAAGGUGCUAAAAUGAGCGAUAGUGAUAGCGACGAUUGGUCUGAAGAAUGGAUUCCUUACAGUGAGAGGAACGAAUGGGCUGACAUUGUACCUAUUCCUCAAGAUGAUGGUGAACAUCCUAUUGUUGCUAUAGCAUACAGUCCUAAAUUCCGUGAAGUGUUUGAUUAUUUCCGCGCUAUACUUGCACAUAAAGAGAAAUCUCAGAGAGCUUUGGAACUUACUGCUGAUGCAUUACGGCUUAACCCAGCAAAUUAUACAGUAUGGCAAUAUCGGCGAGAUAUACUACGAGCCUUACAAUCUGACCUGUUCGAAGAAUUGGACUAUUUGGAUGAAGUUAUACGAGAUAAUGCAAAAAACUAUCAAGUUUGGCACCAUCGUCGUGUUAUUGUGGUAAUGUUAAAUGACUCCUCGAAAGAGCUAGAGUUGACAGAAGUAGCUCUUGAGCGUGAUAACAAAAACUAUCAUGCGUGGCAACACAGACAAUGGGCAAUAAAAACAUUUGACCUAUUUGAAAACGAGCUGUCGUUUGUGGAUCGUCUCAUAGCAGAAGACAUUCGAAAUAAUUCGGCUUGGAAUCAGCGGUUUUUCGUACUUAAACAUUUUGGAUUUACCACAGAUGUAGUGCAACGUGAGAUACAGUAUACGAUGAACCGUAUUCGUGUCGUAAAGAACAACGAAAGUGCUUGGAAUUAUUUAGGAGGCAUUUUGAAAUAUGAAGAUAGCGCCACAGGGAAUGGUCGACAGGAAGUUUUAGCAUUUUGUGAAGAAUUGUAUUCCUGUGGUGUACGUUCACCUUACCUAUUGGCUUUUCUAAUCGAUCUUUAUAAAGAUCAAAGUUUACAACAGUCGAAUGUGGCUGAAUCUGAUGUUGUGCCGCGAAAGGUUUUUAAUCUUUGUAACGACAUGUCCAAGAAAUAUGAUAUUGUACGACGUAAAUAUUGGCAGUAUAUUGCAGAUCAGUUCAAAGAAAAAUUAUCCCAAAAAUAAAAAAGUAAUUUCCCGAUUUCUGUUCUGUAGCUAAUAGUAUUUCUGACAUUUACAACAUAUUUGUGGAUACCCGUAUUACAUCUAUAUUUUUUAAUAAAUGUAUAAAUAAACUAAA
Zeugodacus cucurbitae (melon fly) is the source of this 1222-nucleotide messenger RNA. It is a transcript of the gene Fnta, whose product is annotated as protein farnesyltransferase/geranylgeranyltransferase type-1 subunit alpha. Gene Ontology annotation, biological process: protein farnesylation; protein geranylgeranylation. Lineage: Eukaryota; Metazoa; Arthropoda; Insecta; Diptera; Tephritidae. The transcript is spliced from 3 exons. Gene Ontology annotation, cellular component: cytoplasm; protein farnesyltransferase complex; CAAX-protein geranylgeranyltransferase complex. Gene Ontology annotation, molecular function: protein farnesyltransferase activity; CAAX-protein geranylgeranyltransferase activity. The coding region runs from base 133 to 1107 and encodes 324 amino acids. The record is from RefSeq and is a predicted model, not a curated record.